AAUCGAUAUCUUUCUGGAGAGACAGUGUGUAGUGGAUUGCCUGGACAGCAUAUGCGUGGUUCCUUUGGCUGCAAUGCUGCUGCAGAGCCCGUUCACUCUGCCUUCCUGGGAACCCCACAGGCAAGUCCAUCGUGUUUGGAGGAAGAAAAAAAAGAGAGAGAGCUCAUUCUAGGGGAAAAAUUGACCCGUUAAAGCUUCCGGUACUGAACGUCAGCAUGUCCUUUGUGAUCUUCUGAAUCCGUUCCUUGGUCUUGCUCCACUGAGAUCAGUUUCUCUGGGUGAUCUCUGGGAAUUUUUUGUGCUUCCCCCUUUCUUGGUUGUAGUACGGCCGUACCAUUUCAGCUUGCUAGCGCAGAAAGAUGUGAAUUCAGUCGCUGCCUGAGGCUGGCCUGGUGCAAACACAUUGCUAGAGAUAUGUUAAGGAGUUCCAGGUGAAUCCGGCUUGAGAGAGACCACAGCAAAACGAUAUGUGUCACAAAGAUGUCUACACGGAACUGCCAGGGAAUGGAUUCAGUGAUCAAGCACCUGGACACGAUUCCUGAAGAUAAAAAAGUCAGGGUUCAGAGGACGCAGAGCACCUUUGACCCAUUCGAGAAACCGGCCAACCAGGUCAAAAGGGUACAUUCUGAGAACAAUGCUUGCAUUAACUUUAAGUCCUCCGCUGCUGGCAAAGAGUCACCUAAAGUCAGGCGGCAUUCCAGCCCCAGCUCGCCAACAAGUCCCAAAUUUGGAAAAGCUGACUCAUACGAAAAACUGGAAAAACUAGGGGAAGGAUCAUAUGCAACAGUAUACAAAGGGAAAAGCAAGGUAAACGGAAAGCUGGUGGCUCUAAAGGUGAUCAGGCUGCAGGAGGAAGAGGGUACGCCUUUCACAGCCAUCAGGGAAGCUUCUCUGCUGAAAGGAUUAAAGCAUGCAAACAUCGUGCUUCUUCAUGACAUCAUCCACACCAAGGAAACACUGACACUUGUCUUUGAAUAUGUGCACACUGAUUUAUGUCAGUACAUGGACAAGCACCCUGGAGGACUCCAUCCAGAUAAUGUGAAGUUGUUUUUAUUUCAGUUGCUGCGAGGGCUGUCUUACAUCCACCAGCGUUAUAUUUUGCACAGAGACCUGAAACCGCAGAACCUUCUCAUCAGUGACACGGGGGAGUUGAAGCUGGCAGAUUUCGGUCUGGCAAGAGCAAAAUCCGUCCCUAGCCACACGUACUCCAAUGAAGUGGUUACCUUGUGGUACAGACCUCCAGACGUUCUCCUGGGCUCUACAGAGUACUCCACCUGCCUGGACAUGUGGGGAGUCGGCUGUAUCUUUGUUGAGAUGAUCCAAGGAGUCGCUGCAUUUCCAGGAAUGAAAGACAUUCAGGAUCAACUUGAACGGAUAUUUCUGGUUCUUGGAACACCAAACGAGGACACGUGGCCUGGAGUUCAUUCUUUACCACAUUUUAAGCCAGAACGUUUUACCGUGUACAGCUCUAAAAGCCUUAGACAAGCAUGGAAUAAGCUCAGCUAUGUAAAUCACGCCGAGGACCUGGCCUCCAAGCUUCUACAGUGUUCCCCAAAGAACAGGCUGUCAGCACAGGCCGCCUUGAGCCACGAGUAUUUCAGCGAUCUGCCCCCGCGGCUAUGGGAGCUGACCGAUAUGUCUUCUAUUUUUACCGUCCCAAAUGUGAGAUUGCAACCCGAAGCUGGAGAGAGCAUGAGGGCCUUUGGAAAAAACAAUAGUUACGGGAAAAGUCUAUCGAACAGCAAACACUGACGAGCCCAGCAUCCUCGGGAGAGCACAGGUAAGAGACCCUGCUUUACUGGACAGUAGUAUUUGCAGUAGACAUGGAAUAGAGAUUUUCAGUGAACGAUUUCAGCCUCAUUUCUCCCUGGAGCUGUCCUAUGAGUCCCAUGGGCUUAUUCUGCCACAUAUCAAACAUUUUGCUGAGGCAGAGAACAAUCAGGAAUUCCAGUGUUUUCAGGCACCUCCUAAGCUCUACGUCAUGCUGCCCUGGAUCAUGUAAGAUGACUCUGCAGUCAUAUGAAAAGCCACUGAGUCCUGAGCACCCAU
Molecule: messenger RNA, 2049 nt
Organism: Rattus rattus (black rat)
Lineage: Eukaryota; Metazoa; Chordata; Mammalia; Rodentia; Muridae
Gene: Cdk14
Product: cyclin dependent kinase 14
Exons: 13
Coding region: 481-1752 (423 amino acids)
Biological process (GO): protein phosphorylation
Cellular component (GO): cytosol; cytoplasm; nucleus
Molecular function (GO): cyclin-dependent protein serine/threonine kinase activity; ATP binding; cyclin binding
Source: RefSeq, a predicted model, not a curated record